GAUUAUGAAAGACCUCGAGAAACGAUUUAGUGCAGAUUACCUCUUCGACUGAGUUGUACAAGGCAGGCUUCAACGUACCACUACAAUUGAUGCAGGAUAGAAAACGGCCACCAAAUUCUGAGCCGGAAUUUUCUGCAUAAGCGCGCAGCUCAUAUUGUUCGGGCAGGCCAAAUGAGUAAUAGACAAACUUCAAUUUACUCUUGGCCACGGAAUGCAAAACAUGUAUUCGACUUCACUUUGAAGGCUUGUGGAUCAUUGACGUUAUUUUGAUGAGAAAUAACCAUAUCAAGUACAUAUCACGUGCCAGCUUGAUGAACUUCGACCUUACUAAUCUCUUGUGCGAUAAGGAGAUUUGACUGCUUAUCGAACCCCGCGGCGCAAGAUCAAAUCCUAUCGUCCUACUCAUGCCAUAGCGAGAUCUUUAAAUUGUUUUGAUAUCUUUUUUGCGAUUGUUUUUGGCGAAGCUCGAUUAGUAACACCAAACAAAGCUACAAAACCAUUCUAUACAAUGGCAGCAAACAAUUACGAAGCUGCAAUCACUUUGAUUGAUGAAGCUCAUGCUUUAGACCCAAACAUCAGCAUAAUAAAUGGCGAAAGUAUACCUUAUGAGCUUCACUACGCACAAAAGAUGACACACUAUCUUUCUCUCCGCGCUCCCGAUGCUUCUCCUAUUCUCAAAGUUGCCGUGCGAGCACAACAUUUUCGACGCUGGGAGGUUCCACGAUCUUCUUAUCCGAUGACGAAACCUGGGUAUUUGAAUUGGAGAUCCUUUCUCAAGAAACGACAGGCUGAUCUUGCAUCUGCGAUAUGCAUUGGUUGCAAUUUUACAAGUGAGGAAGCGGAGGAAGUGGCUAGAUUGAUCAGGAAGGAGGAUCUGAAGAAAAAUGAGGAAACUCAAAUAUUGGAGGAUGUUGCUUGUCUAGUGUUUUUGGACGAUCAAUUUGAGGCAUUUGAGAAGGGUCAUGAUGAAGAGAAGAUUAUUUCAAUUCUGAGAAAGACGUGGGGCAAAAUGAGUGAGGAUGGGCAUCGUUUGGCCUUACAGAUACCGAUGAGCGAUUCAAGCAAGAGUUUAAUUCAGAAGGCUUUGGGAUGAAUUCAGAUAUGUUGGGUUAAUGAAGUGCAUGAUAUGGUCAUGGUCUUGAGGUGCGAAGACUUGUUUAUAUAUUGUAUAGUACAUUGGGUUAAGCAAGCUACAAAAGGGCGGGUAUUGAUGGGCUGUGAUGGGUUGGGUGAUGCAAGCUAAUAUGUCAAUGGCAUUGGGCUGGGUAUACUUCUGGCGUCUGGAAAGCUCGGGGAUAGCUUUUUGGAAAUGUGGAAUUGGAGUAAACACGCUGGUGAACUUCUGGCUGAGGUUUUUGCUGUCAAAAGGAUCUUAUGAGACUGAUGGUAUUUAUCCUGAGAUUGUGUUGUCAAUUAUGGUAUAUUAGGUAUGUAUUCAAGAGCGACAUUAGCAA
This is a messenger RNA of Sclerotinia trifoliorum, 1454 nucleotides long. The record is from the annotation of a GenBank genome assembly. Lineage: Eukaryota; Fungi; Ascomycota; Leotiomycetes; Helotiales; Sclerotiniaceae.